AUGGCAUACCAAGAUGGGUACAACAUCGCACGCCGACCACUCCUGUUCGGUGAGAAUUUCGGGUACUGGAAAGACCAAAUAGAGCACCAACUGAAGACCCAAGUGGAGAUAUGGACCAUAAUCCAGAUUGGAUUUAUAUUCCCUACCGAAGAAGAUGUGUCCGUCGCCUGUGACAAGUGGGAUGCACAGACAAGGAGAAAAAUCAAGGCAGAUGCAAAAGCAACAUGUACUCUCCUAUGCGGACUAACAAAUUCAGAGCUUGAUCGAGUUGAAAAGUUCAACAAUGUUAAGGGGUUUUGGGAGAAAUUGAUCAAGCUUCAUGUGAUUCCUUCAGAGCCAAAAGACCAAGUUGAACUUGAAUUCAAAUCUAAGUAUGAAUCACCAAAGUCAACCUCCGAACCAGACUUAGAAGAAUCAAAUCAUACCGAUUUCAUAGCCCUAAUGGCCAAAGAAGAGAUAAAUGAAUCUGAGUCCAAAUUCGAGAUGACAACAGUCAAGGGGAAGAAUCCUAUCAUAGAUCUAAAAGGUAAAAUUACAAUAACAGGAGAUCUAUUUGAUUGUGUUGAUAUGUACAAACAACCAGCAUUUGACCACCCGUUGUUGAAAAAUCAUACUCUCCAGUUAAAACCAAGUAGUCUCCCAAAAGGAAUAAAGCUUGCAAAAGUUAAACCAGCUUCUUUUUACGGAUUCAAUGAUACUUGUCCUUCUGGUACUAUUCUCAUCCAUCGUGCUCAUAAACAAGAUUUAAUUGAGUCUCUGCACUUGAGAAACCAAUUUAGAGCACAAGCCAUAGCUGACGAUCCAAUUGCAAAAGGAAGUCACUACGCAAUAAUUCAAACCGAACAUGGUCCAUUUUAUGGAGCUUAUGCAAAAAUGGCAACUUAUAAGCUUCCAGAUUUACAAGCUGGUCAAACAUCAUCUAGCACUAUAUAUCUUUUUGGCGAUACAAAUGUUCCAAACAAUGAACUCAAUGUAAUCCAGGCUGGUUGGCAUGUAUCAACAGUAUUGUACAAUACCAGUUAUCCUCGAUUUUUUACUUAUUGGACAAGUGAUGGAUAUGAGAAAACUGGAUGUGGGAAUUUGCUUUGUGCUGGUUUUAUUAGCACCACUAAUAUUUAUGGACCUGGAAGUUUUAUUCCUGAAUUUUCCACUUAUGAUGGCGAACAAAAAUAUCUAGCUAUACUGAUAGCUAGGGAUUCUAUCACGGGAAAUUGGUGGGUUACCUAUGAUGAUCGACUACCUCUUGGGUAUUUCCCUAAGGAAUUACUUCCGAAGAUGGAUGAUUAUUCAGAUGCUAUUCAAAUGGGUGGACAUGUUUACUCUCCCUUGAAUGUGCCAAGUCCUCCGAUGGGCAGUGGUCAUCCGAGUAACGAAGGACGUAAUAAAGCUGCUUAUUUCAUUCAAGUUCAGUCAAUGGAUCAAUCAAAUAAUUUGGAUUUGAAUGUUUAUUAUGUUAAGUCUAAGUUUGAUAUUGAUAAUUAUUAUAAUAUAGCGGAUGAUCAUUAUGCAAAUGAUAAAGAUAAAUAUGUUUUUACUUAUGGAGGAACUGGAGGUUUUACGGAGUGA
This is a messenger RNA of Zingiber officinale, 1566 nucleotides long. RefSeq lists its product as uncharacterized. The transcript has 7 exons. Bases 1 to 1566 code for a protein of 521 amino acids. The record is from RefSeq and is a predicted model, not a curated record. NCBI's taxonomy places the organism in Eukaryota, Viridiplantae, Streptophyta, Magnoliopsida, Zingiberales, Zingiberaceae.